GAUGGUCGGAGACUGAAAGGAGCCAUCCAAAGGAGCACAGAAACUGGGCUGGCUGUCGAAAUGCCCAGCCGGACCGUCCGUCAAGCCAGCCAUGAGUCCAUUGAGGACAGCAUGAACAGCUAUGGAUCAGAGGGAAACUUGAAUUUCAGUGGAGUCCAUCUGGCAUCUGCUGGGCAGUUUAGUGACUUCCUGGGCAGCAUGGGCCCUGCACAAUUUGUUGGGCGUCAGACCUUGGCCACCACCUCAAUGGGGGAUGUGGAAAUUGGCUUGCAAGAGCGAAAUGGGCAGCUGGAAGUGGAUAUCAUUCAGGCUCGAGGACUGACACCAAAACCCGGCUCCAAAACACUGCCAGCUGCUUACAUCAAAGCUUACCUGCUAGAGAAUGGCGUGUGCAUUGCAAAAAAGAAGACAAAAGUGGCUCGCAAAUCAUUAGACCCUUUGUACAAUCAGGUGUUACUGUUUGCUGAAAGCCCCCAGGGCAAAGUAUUACAGGUGAUAGUCUGGGGAAACUAUGGACGCAUGGAGCGCAAGCACUUCAUGGGAGUCGCCAGAGUCCUUCUGGAAGAACUGGAUUUGUCAACUUUAGCAAUUGGCUGGUACAAGCUCUUCCCAACCUCCUCGAUGGUAGAUCCCACUACAGGCCCGCUCCUGCGUCAGUCCUCACAGCUUUCCCUGGAGAGCACAGUGGGACCCUGCUGUGACAGGUCUUAG
This is a messenger RNA of Fulmarus glacialis (Northern fulmar), 711 nucleotides long. RefSeq names its product regulating synaptic membrane exocytosis 4 (gene RIMS4). Gene Ontology annotation, molecular function: small GTPase binding; transmembrane transporter binding. Gene Ontology annotation, biological process: calcium ion-regulated exocytosis of neurotransmitter; positive regulation of synaptic transmission; regulation of membrane potential. The record is from RefSeq and is a predicted model, not a curated record. Bases 61 to 711 code for a protein of 216 amino acids. NCBI's taxonomy places the organism in Eukaryota, Metazoa, Chordata, Aves, Procellariiformes, Procellariidae. Gene Ontology annotation, cellular component: presynaptic membrane; cytoskeleton of presynaptic active zone. The transcript has 5 exons.